CAAAAUCAGAAACCAGAGGAGUAGAAAGCGGAGCAAGAGGAUAAGAGGGAAACAGUCUUUGUUUCGGAGGAAUUUGAGGAGUUUGCGGGAAAAAAGAACGGGAAAAAACUAGAUUCCAGUGAGUUAUUGGGAGCUUUUUGAACCUUCUUCAAGUUUUAGAACUGAGUAGCUGGGAGUGCGGCAUAAAUAUUCGUCGAUCGUCUUGGAUUUGUAGCUUGACUUCCACGAUUAGGUAGCCAAGUGCUGGUUCUUUGCUAGUUAAGAUGGGAAGUAGAGCUCUGCUUGUGCUCAAAGCUGCUUCUACGCCUAACUGUCAUAUCUUCCAUCCCAAAAUCAAAACCAGAGGCCUCGGCUUCUCUUCAUCAACAUUCCACUUUUUCUUUAAGUACAGUUUUAGAAAUUGCUCAUCAACAACAAGAAGGUAUUCUCUUCAACCGCCAGAUGUGCCCUGUCUAGCUGAAACUGCAAGAAUUUCUCUUAACCCAAAUGAGGUGGAAGAAUUCGCUCCCAAAAUUCGACAGGUUGUUGACUGGUUUGGUCAACUUCAAGCAGUUGAUCUUAGCAGUGUUGAGCCCGCCAUUAGAGCAGACACCGAGGGCGAUAAUUUCCGUGGUGAUCUUCCUGAAACAUUUGAGAACAGGGAGGCCAUGGUAGCUUCUGUUCCAAGUUACGAAGAGCCUUAUAUUAAAGUUCCAAAAGUGUUGAAUAAAGAGUGACCUACUUGGAUAAGCUGAGAUACAAGUUGGUUCAAGGAAGGGCUUCAGAGAAAAGAUAUUGCAGCAGUUUAAAAGAACAGUCACCUUUGCCACCGGAAGAAGGUAAAAUCAUUGCUGGGGGACUUGGGGGGAUCGUGUUAGGAAAAGAGUCUUUUGUAAUGUGUUGGUUGUUUUUCUGCAUUGAGAUUGAAUCAAACGUGUAUUGAAUUGCAUACAUAAUGCACAAAAUUUUUGGAGAGGAAUUCAAUCCCCCAUUCAGUCU
This is a messenger RNA of Carica papaya (papaya), 978 nucleotides long. Its product is annotated as glutamyl-tRNA(Gln) amidotransferase subunit C. Gene Ontology annotation, biological process: regulation of translational fidelity; glutaminyl-tRNAGln biosynthesis via transamidation; mitochondrial translation. Gene Ontology annotation, cellular component: glutamyl-tRNA(Gln) amidotransferase complex; mitochondrion; chloroplast. NCBI's taxonomy places the organism in Eukaryota, Viridiplantae, Streptophyta, Magnoliopsida, Brassicales, Caricaceae. The record is from RefSeq and is a predicted model, not a curated record.